AUGGGUGACUCGAAGGCGACGGUCCAGAGCCUGCGCGAGUCCCUCGUCUCCGAGUCGACGGCGCUGCCCCUGCGCUUCCGGGCGCUCUUCUCGCUGAAGCACAUGGCGCGGCACUCGGACGGCGCCGAGUCGCAGGCGGCCAUCGAUGCCAUCGCGGCCGGCUUCAGCUCGCCGUCGGCCCUGCUGAAGCACGAGCUGGCCUACUGCCUGGGCCAGUCGGGCAACCUAGAGGCCGCCAAGCCGCUGCGAGCCGUGCUGUCGGAUGUUCAUGAGGACGCCAUGUGCCGGCAUGAGGCCGCCGAGGCCCUCGGUGCGCUCGGCGACGCUGACAGCUUGCAGCUUUUGAAGGAAUUCAGAGACAAGGAGGGCGAGGAGGUUGUGAUCAAGGAGACUUGCGAACUUGCCAUUGAUCGUAUAGAAUGGGAGAACUCGGAGGCAAGAAAGCAGGAGAAGCUGCGCCAGAGUGACUUUGCGUCCAUAGACCCCGCGCCAUCGAUGCCCGAGUCGUCCCAAACGGUCGAGGAGCUCGAGAAGACACUGAUGGACACAAGUGCACCUCUUUUCCUACGAUACCGAGCCAUGUUCGCCCUCCGCGACCUGGCCUCACCCCCGGACCUCCCCACAGCCGUCCCUGCGGUUCACGCUCUUGCCAAGGGUUUCGCCGAUUCGUCUGCUCUAUUCCGCCACGAGAUUGCCUUUGUCUUCGGUCAGCUGUCGCAUCCCGCGUCGAUACCUGCUCUGACUGCCGCGCUGAGCGAUACCAAGGAAGCCAGCAUGGUGCGACACGAAGCCGCCGAGGCGUUGGGCAGUCUUGGCGAAGAAGAAGGCGUGGAGGAUAUACUGAAGCGCUUCCUCAACGACAAGGAGAAGGUGGUUCGUGAGAGUGUGAUCGUGGCUCUGGAUAUGGUGGACUAUGAGCAAAGUGGGCAGGCUGAGUAUGCUCUGAUUCCCGAGUCAGCCAAGGCUGAGACGACAGCGGCGGCAUGA
Molecule: messenger RNA, 987 nt
Organism: Neoarthrinium moseri
Lineage: Eukaryota; Fungi; Ascomycota; Sordariomycetes; Amphisphaeriales; Apiosporaceae
Exons: 2
Coding region: 1-987 (328 amino acids)
Biological process (GO): peptidyl-hypusine biosynthetic process
Molecular function (GO): deoxyhypusine monooxygenase activity
Source: RefSeq, a predicted model, not a curated record